Messenger RNA from Mesocricetus auratus (golden hamster), 1497 nucleotides. RefSeq lists its product as uncharacterized. NCBI's taxonomy places the organism in Eukaryota, Metazoa, Chordata, Mammalia, Rodentia, Cricetidae. The record is from RefSeq and is a predicted model, not a curated record. The transcript is spliced from 2 exons. The coding region runs from base 162 to 1133 and encodes 323 amino acids.
GAACUGUGGGCGUCUGUGCCAGCCUGUCAUUGGCAAGUGUGCAGCAAUGGAGGGAAGGCUGGAUGAACAGAGAGCAUGCCCCAGCCUCACAGCAGUCCCCAGCUGCUGAUGAAACCUUGUGUGGACCCCAGGGCCUGGCACAGGUCUGACAGCUCCUGAAGAUGGACCGUCACAACAUGUCCUGGGUCCGCUACCCUAGCCAAGUGUCCCCAGAUGUGGAGGAUGUCAUUGCAGCACAGAACGUCAUUUCUAGGUGCAUGCAUGUGUAUGUAGCAGUGUGUGUCCCACUGAGCCUAGUGACGGGGUUCUUCAAUCUGAGCGUGUUCAUCCGGGACCGUACUAAGCUGGAGGUGCUGGACAGACUCCUUGCAGGUCUCACAGUCACCAGCAUCUUGGUGACUCUACUGUCCCUCAAUGCUGCUGGCAGACCUGACUACAUGACCACAACAAACCUGGGCUGUGGGGUGCUUUCAUUCUUCUCCAAUGUCUGCUACUUUACUGCCCAGUACCUGCAGGGGGCCACGCUUGUCCCAUCUCUUCUGCCAGGAUCUUCAGGCUGCCAGCUCUUGGUGAGGCCUGUGGCAAGCCUAGCUGCCAUUGGGGGCUGUGCUGUGUGUAGCUCGCUCAUCGUGGUGUCCCUGCUCGGCACAUCUGGGGAGCUGCAUGCAACCACCAUGUGCCAGGUGGAUCCACUGGCUGCAUGGCCCGAAUACGAGAUCGUCAAGUUCAGCCUGGGUUUUGCACUUGCACUGAGCUUCCAGACGGUUCUCUUCCUCCUGCACGCUACACAGCCAGCCUGGCGGGUGGCUCCUGCUCCAAGAGAUACAGCCUCUGGGCGCUGGGUGGUACUGGCCGUGGCUCUCAACAUGUUUGCUUGUAGACUCUUCUUCAAUGCAGUCCUCCUGCAUCGGGCCCAGCUGAAGCUCCGGAAGGAUGUGGGCACCCCCAGGGAUGAGCUGCUCAUGAACCUCGCAGAGCUGGCCCUAUCUGGAGAGAGCUGCAUCAACUUGGUGGUCACUCUCCUCCUCCACACGCAGUGCAGGCUCAGAUUGCUGGGCCUCCUUGAGCGCCUAACACAGAGAUGCAGGCGGGGGCAGGACAAUAGCAUGCCCUUGAGUAGACUAGGGGGCUAGACAGGGCCUGGCUGCUGGCACAAGCCACACCCCUUCCUAGUGUUCAGGGAUGAGUGACUUUCCCAGGAGCUUGGGGAGGGUUCAUGUGUUCUGUAUGGUGCUUAAUGAACAUGAGUUUGCCUGUGUUCACCUCAACCUAUGCAAAUCAAGACAGUUUCUCUUCCCGAUCAACAGCCACACCUAGCAGAACAUUCAUGUCAAGGACAUAAUGGCAUGGGUACAGAGGCUGCCCAGAGACCACGGGUCCGCUGGAGGGUGUCCUGACUAUAAUGGCCAUCUUGCCUGCUAGUGGCCAUCCUCCAUUCCACAACCCUAGUUCACAAUACAGGAAGGGAAUCAGUAAAUAAACACAGCACUCACCUAA